AUGGGCCUUUGUACCGCCUCCUCAUGCUGCUGCCAGGCCCGUAAUCUGCCAUGGGCCCCCGUACCGCCUCCUCAUGCUGCUGCCAGGCCCGUAAUCUGCCAUGGGCCCCCGUACCGCCUCCUCAUGCUGCUGCCAGAUCCAGAGUGUGUCAUGGGUCCCUGUACGGCCUCCCAUUGCUGCUGUCUCCAUCGCCACACUCUGCCAUGUGCCACUUUCAGGUCUCCUCACACUGCUGGUGGGUUCCAUUUUGUCAUAGGGUGCUGUAUGGCCUCCCAUUGCUGCUGCCUCCACCGCCACACUGUGGCUCCACACUCUGGUUUUGGCCCCGUGACUGCCCAAAUGAGUGAAGUGUGCGGUGAUUCUAAGAUCGACGGCACUCAUCUGCAUGUCAUACUGACUGACAGUAUUAUUUCUCUUCCCCAGCAGACUCCAAGGGCAUUUAAAUUAAAGGUACAGUGUUCUGCACUAAUAUAA
Staurois parvus is the source of this 474-nucleotide messenger RNA. NCBI's taxonomy places the organism in Eukaryota, Metazoa, Chordata, Amphibia, Anura, Ranidae. The record is from the annotation of a GenBank genome assembly.